Molecule: messenger RNA, 2841 nt
Organism: Hyalella azteca
Lineage: Eukaryota; Metazoa; Arthropoda; Malacostraca; Amphipoda; Hyalellidae
Gene: Sec8
Product: exocyst complex component 4
Exons: 20
Coding region: 142-2841 (899 amino acids)
Biological process (GO): exocytosis; Golgi to plasma membrane transport; chemical synaptic transmission
Cellular component (GO): synapse; growth cone membrane; exocyst
Source: RefSeq, a predicted model, not a curated record
UUUUUUGAACAUACACAAAUAUAUUCCUAUUAAUUAUGAGAAUUAUCUCGUUCACCCUGUGUCAAUGAGUUGUCCUCCUAAAUGUCAGCGGUAAUAUCAUUUUGACUCUGAACUAAAAUCCCAAUCAUAACAAACCCGAAAAUGGCGAACCCUACACCACCGAAACGCCCAUCCAGAGCAGUUAAAAAUAUGCCUAGGGAAUCGAGUGGAUUAUUGAUGUCAGUCAUCAGAACCUUGUCUGCAAGUGAAAGUAAUGAACAGCGUGAUCGUGAGAAGGCUCAGCUACAACGAGAGUUCAAUCGAAGUAACUUGGAAUUAGAUACACAUAUAGUCAAUCAAGAUGAAUCAAUUAAAAAGGUUUUACAGAUCUUCAGUGAAGUUUCCAGCCGAUUAGCUGAGUCACGGACCAAGAUGCAAGGCAUCCGGGAAAAUCUUGUUGCUUGCAAGCGUUUAUUGCACUGCAAAAGAGAUGAGCUCAAGGAACGCUGGCUGGAGGGAGUUGAACACAAGCAUGUUAUGGCUUUACUGCAACAAAUAGAUGAGGUGCGAGAUGUUGGUGUCAAGAUCACAGCAUUGAUAAACAAGAAGCAGUAUUUGCCUGCAUCUCGGCUGUUGUCUUCUUCACUCAAGACACUUAAUUCAAACCUACAUGGCAUAGAAGCUCUCAAACAGGUUGCUCAGGAUCUUACUGCUGCAAAAGAGACGUUAUACAAUGAACUGAUCAAGUGCCUGCAUGAACAACUAUACCACAGUCAUAGCAGAAGCUCUCUUGAUCUGAGAAGGAAUGGUUCAUCACACGCUAGUGGGGCUGUGGGUAGACUUGGCUCGGACAGAGGCUUCAAGUUGAAUAAUGCUCGUCGAUUCCUUGGUGUUGAUGCCCUUGAUGGUGAUAGAACUCCUGGACAGAAGUGUGACAUAUCUCCCUGCGAUGAAGCAGCUGGGGACUCCGAGCCUCAACAAAUGUUGUCUUCAAUUGUCGAGUGCUUAGCACUUCUGGGAAAGCUGCCUCAUGCUGUAGAGACCAUCAAGGAGAGAAUGCAGAAAGAAUGCACACUAAUCAUCCAGCGCGUGAACCGUCGAGUGAUGGAUAAUGCGUCAUCAGAUGUUGAUGACGCCCUUCAGCCUUCCUCUGGACAGCCCGCCCAGCCGUCCAUGGCCACUGCCAGAAAUGGUUUCAUUAAAAUUGAUGCCAAAGAUUCAAGAUUGAUGCAAGAACUCAUGCAGAGCUGCUGUGAUCAGCUGAGACGAGUUGUAUCAGGCCACGAGACCGUCCUGUCCAGCAUGCGUGAGUCUGCUGCUCAGCACAACCUUACCCUGCAGCUCUACACCUUGGCUGACGUCUGGUCUAAAGUGCAGGCUGCCUUGCAAGUGCUCAUCUCUCAAUAUGUAGACUUAAGUCAAGCCGGACUGUCAACAACACCCCACCAUAGUCCUGGCAAUGUGACACUUUCUGCUGAUGCCUCAACAGACAUCUCGUCAUACUUCAGUAAAAAGCCUCGUAACAAAGGAAAAUUUCAGGAGCAGCUGUUUAAGCUGGAUGCGUCGUACCACGCUAUCACCCUCAACAGUUACUUGUUAGAACAGCUCGGGCAACAGCCUUCUCUAGACGAUCCUGGGGACGGCGGAGGGGGUGGCAGCAAGAAAAGCCUGGAUAAACUGAUGGUUUGCCAGUCGUCGCCCCACAACAUCACAGUUCUUUACAACCCUCUCAUGUCGUUCAUUGCAGAGAUAGAGGAGGCUAUGGGAUAUAUGCCAGGGGAACAGUGCAGCCUACACGUGUUUGUGAGUGAACUGCUCCGCGACGUUUUCCUCGUGCGUCUUCACAUGGACACAGCGAAGCGACAAGAGCAGGCCACCAAAGCGCUGGACUUGUGGACGACAACCUCACAUUCAACUUACAAAGCCACCAGUGCCUCUGCCGUGUCUUCUGGCAACAAGCCUGACUUGCCUCUUCUGCAGGUUAGACUAGCGCUAGAUUUGCCCAACUGGCGAGCGCUGACAACGGGUGCUGAUGGCGUCAAAGAUCUGUCACCUGAGGAAGACAGCCCGGACGAGGUGCGAGAGCGCAACCGCAAAGAAGCUGAAAUUUUGCUUGGCAGUCUAGGCGAGCAGCUGAUCCCUGCUCACGAGAUCCUCUCCGACCACACGCACCUCAGAACCCUGGCUCUCCUGCACCAGACUAUGGAGUGGUUUGGUACGAGCAUCGUACGCCUGGCAGACACUUUUUCACGUACGUACGGCGAUGGCACGACAACUGCAGGUACUGCAGGUAACACGUUAGUGCGUCCUGCUCUCAUCCCCACCGCUGCCAUCCAGACGCUGUCUUCUCUCGCUCAGGAUUUCAUCGAGCUCUCCCAUACUUGCCUACUUGUUCUGCAUCUUGAGGUUCGCGUUCACUGUUUUUAUUACCUGUUGUCUGUGGGUCGCUCGGCUAGCGAGAGCAGCAAUUUCGCCCCGACGCUUGACUCGCAGGAUCCUGACCCUGAGGUGCUCGCCCUCAAUAAAGACCUCGCCAAUAUCGACGAGGCCUUGUCCGCCUCACUGCCGGCGAGGAAGUGCAAGUACAUUUUCGAGGGUCUGGGUCCUCUGAUCUCGAGCAUCGUGACGUCAUGGCCGUCGCGCAUCCGACGCCUCAACGAGAACGGCAUCAAGAGAAUGUGUCGCAACAUCCUGAGCCUACAGCAGCAGCUCACCAACAUCACUAUGGCCCGAGAACUCUCGCUCGACCACGCCAGACAAUAUUAUGAACUCUUCUACAUGACUCCGCAAGAGGUGCUGAAUCAGAUAGUGAACAGAGGGCCGCAGUUCACCGAGCUGGAAUACAUCAAUGCCCUUGAUUAG